Trichoplusia ni (cabbage looper) is the source of this 2767-nucleotide messenger RNA. RefSeq lists its product as uncharacterized. Gene Ontology annotation, cellular component: proton-transporting V-type ATPase complex. The record is from RefSeq and is a predicted model, not a curated record. NCBI's taxonomy places the organism in Eukaryota, Metazoa, Arthropoda, Insecta, Lepidoptera, Noctuidae. The transcript is spliced from 4 exons. Bases 313 to 1731 code for a protein of 472 amino acids.
UUGGCGUUUUUUUAAUUAUUUGAGUCUGAGCUCUGACCUAAGGUUGAAAAACAACAAUUUCUGGUGAACUUCAUGUCUUCAUGGCCUUUUUUUAUUUAGAAACUGUUGGAUAGAAAUUCAAUAUUCAAGUUAGGCAUGGUCCAAUAGGUUUUCAUAACUACACAAAUAAGAGCUAAAACUUCUGGCAUACACUUUAAUAGAAAAACUUUUCACACAUUUGUCUACUACAUAUUCUUUUUAAUUAUUGAAAUAAAAUGCCCGAACGUCACUCAUACGUCCUUAUCUUGAAAAUAUUUGUGAAACCCAAAAACAAUGUUUUCUUUAAAUUAUUUUACUUUAACUCUAAUUUUACACUCAUGUCGUGCUGAUAAAAAUACUUUACCAGUUUUUAUGUUGGAUUACGAUCAAGUUAUGUCAGAUGUAGAUGUUGAACCAAAUCCUUUUGACAAAAUGAGCGCGUCGAAAUUCGCGGACAUCAUCCACGAUUCGAUUAAAAAAAGUGAAGGAGUUAUAAUUUUCAUUGAAGAGUCGUUCAGCGCCGAAGAUAUUAGUGCGAAGGACAACUUCGGGACGCCAUUUAAAAACUUGAGAGAGGGUUUAGUGGCAAAUAAAGUCAAAUAUUUCCCCGGUGUGAUUGAGCCCUACAAAUUGUUGAACCAGAUUUUUCACCCGCAACAAUACAAUGUAUUUUAUUUGAGAUCCCGUACUAAGUUGCAGUUGGUUGAUAAUUUUAAGUAUAUAUACAUUUUUUUCCAAGAUGGGGUGAAUGAAACUCGUUCGGAUAUAUUAAGACGCCAUGAUACAAUUAUAAGGGAAGUUGUUUUUGUUGUACGCCAGUUGAAGCCCGGGCCGGUUGUGGCUUUUUACACGGGGAAAUUCAACCCUGUUGUGGUUGAGAAGGUUGAAUUUGUACCUAUCAAGCCGCACCCCGUACCAAGAGAUUUGGGGAUUAUGGUCGUGUCGUCUGGCGCUUUGUUUCGGUUUUCUGGCGUUUUCGCGGCAACUACAACCCGCCGAGCGCUGUUCAACCAACUCCCUAUGGUUGCCGAUGAGCGUUUCACGCGGCGCUCCAUGUCAACCAAGAUGGCGUACACUGACUUCGAAUUAGAAUUCAAUUUCAGUUUCAGAGAUGAAGGGUGGCUUAUAGAUAAUGUGGCGUUACUGGAGGCAGGUGAAGAAGUCGGCCGUACGGACAUGGGUGUGGGAGCACCCUGGAACUGGUCCUACGUGUGUGGGGAGCCACUGGUCAUUGUGAAUACACGAGACGGGAGUUCCGUCACAAUAUCCCAAUAUCAGAUUCAACCACGAGUAACAGAAUUCCGUCGCGACGGUCACUACCGCGUCCCCCGCGCCCACCUGACCUCCUACCGGAAGCAAGGGGAAGACGCUGGAGACGAGGACGAGGGAGACAAAAAAGGAGAGGCAUCUGAAGGGGAAGAAGAACCACCAGCUCCCCCACCCCCACCACCGCCACCGCCCCCGCCACCACGCCCCCCACCAUCCCCAGGAGACGGCCCCAAGGAGCCAGCCCCAUCGGACGGACCCCUAUGCUUUGGACAGAGCGUUAAUUGCGGCCCCUAUUUCAAUACAAACAUCCUCUCUGGUCUAAUGGUGACUCUACUCUGUUUGGGCAUUACCAUGUAUGGAGUCAUCUGCAUGAUGGAUUGCAGGGCGAAUAAUAGGUACGAGGAUGCUGGUAGCAAGUGGAUAUCGCAUGAGGUUCAGCAUUGAGGUCCCAACCUUGAAUAAUUUGCGCUAAUUAAGCGUUUGUAAUACCAGCCUAUAUAAUAAUGUCUACUUGGCACAGGCCUCUUCCCGUAUAGGGAAGGUUUGAGCAUUGAUCACUAGCUCACAGCGGCUUGGUGAUUUCAGAUUGUAAUAUUUAGAUUCCAGGUUUCCCGACGAUGUUUCGCGUUUGUCUGUGCUAUCUUAGCAUAAUUUAGAAAGUUCAUCAUCAUCUACAGCCUUUAUUCUCACGGUGCUUGGCAUAGUCCUGUUCUUUUUCGUACCAAUUUCAACGGUCGCUUCUUUUACUUAGUCUUGCCGUCACUUCGUCUGGCCUGCCCAGUCUUCAGCCUUGUGACAAAGGUGUGAACUUUGAAAAAGUGGCAUCGGUACUUUGCUUGAUGUAAAGUACCAACACUUAGAGCCCGAUACUUGCAGUGGAAGGUGGAACAUGCUCCAUCGACAGCAAGCGACGCUAAUGAUACUGUAUCAGACUCCAGACUGCAUUUGAUCCUUGUGUCGCUUGGGUUUCACAAUCAUUCCAUUCGUAUGCCAAAAAGCACCAGGAUUCAGGACAAGCAUUCGUGGAUCACAUCAUUUUUUCCUUUAUCCUAUAAGGCUUCUUCUGCUAGUAAUAUUCGGGGUUGUAAACGGGGAUUGUUGUUUUGAAUUUGACCCAAACUUGUGCGGCCUGGUGCACUUAUGGCGUGGUUGAGAACCUUUAUUUAAUGACAUGCAAAAGUAGACAUUAACUAUGGUAACCAAAGUUCAUAAUUGGCAAAACAUGAAUAGAACAAAAAAGCGCCGGUAUUUUCUUUGAUUUUAAAGUUACUUUGAACUUUAUUCCGCUGGUUUCAAGGUCUAGUUUUGAUUGUCAUGCGUUGUCUUCCCCUGGACAUUGUGUGUUAGGCCAGUAAUGCCAUUUCAAGUAGUGGUUUCAAUGCCAUUUCAAGUAGUUUAAAGUAUAAUAUGUUUACAUAAGUGUUAUUAAUAGUUAGUCAAUAAUUUUAUGUUGUUACAGAAUAAAUAUGUUUAAGGAAAA